Molecule: messenger RNA, 3559 nt
Organism: Rhopilema esculentum
Lineage: Eukaryota; Metazoa; Cnidaria; Scyphozoa; Rhizostomeae; Rhizostomatidae
Product: 116 kDa U5 small nuclear ribonucleoprotein component
Biological process (GO): mRNA splicing, via spliceosome
Cellular component (GO): cytosol; U2-type catalytic step 2 spliceosome; U4/U6 x U5 tri-snRNP complex
Molecular function (GO): U5 snRNA binding; GTP binding; GTPase activity
Source: RefSeq, a predicted model, not a curated record
GAUUGCAAUAGAAAGGACGAAGGGAAAACGUGCUGUGGUGUGUUUGAAAAUGGAGGCCGAACUAUACGAUGAGUUUGGAAAUUACAUUGGCCCAGAGUUGGAGAGCGAAGAAGAAAGUGAAGGGGAAGAUGCUGAGGAAGAGUUAGUGCAAGAUGCAGAUGAAGACGAUGAAAUGCGAGAUGAUGGGAUGGAAGAGGCCGAACCAGAAAUGGCGGUCGUUUUACACGAAGAUAAGAAGUAUUACCCAACGGCGGAAGAGGUAUACGGGCCUGAAGUUGAAACACUUGUUCAAGAAGAAGACGAGCAGCCCUUGACAGAGCCAAUUAUUAAGCCUGUUGUGAAGAAGAAAUUUGCUUUGAUUGAGCAAGAACUUCCAACAACUGUUUACAGCAUGGAGUUUUUGGCUGAUCUAAUGGACACUCCAGACCUAAUACGUAAUGUUGCUUUAGUAGGAAAUCUGCAUUCUGGCAAGACAACUUUUGUUGAUUCCCUGUUUGAGCAAACCCAUGCUGAUCUGCGGGCAAAGGAUGGCAGGGAUCUGUCAUACACUGACACCCUUGUUAUUGAGAAAGAACGACAGCUGAGCAUAAAAUCAACACCAGUUACAUUCGUCCUUCAAGACUGUAAAGACAAAUCACAUUUGAUAAACAUUUUUGAUGUCCCUGGUCAUGUGAAUUUUUCUGAUGAAAUGACUGCAGCGUUUCGACUAUGUGAUGGGGCUGUCAUUUUUGUUGAUGCAGCGGAAGGUGUCAUGAUGAAUGUGGAGCGAGCCCUGAAGCAUGCAGUGCAAGAACGACUAAAGGUUACAAUAUGCAUCAACAAGAUAGACCGCCUGAUUCUAGAGUUGAAGCUGCCACCAACUGAUGCCUAUUAUAAACUGAAACAUAUAAUAGAUGAAGUGAAUUCUCUUCUUAAUGUGUAUGCUGAAGGAACUGAUGACACCAUCGUUUCCCCUCUACUGGGAAAUGUCUGCUUUGCAAGUUCACAAUACAGAUUCUGCUUUACUUUGCAAUCAUUUGCAAAACUUUACUGUGAUACCUUUGGUGGAGGAAUUCACUACAAUGACUUUGCCAAGCGCCUGUGGGGGGACAUAUACUUCAACCAGAAGACUCGUAAGUUUACUAAAAAAGCCCCUCUCAGUACUUCUCCAAGAAGCUUUGUUGAAUUCAUUCUAGAGCCACUGUAUAAACUGUUUGCCCAAGUAGUAGGGGAUGUUGAUACAACACUACCUAAAGCAUUAGAGGAGCUUGGUAUCCAUCUGAGCAAGACAGAAUUGAAAAUGAACAUACGUCCACUGAUGAGGCUUGUUUGUAGUAGGUUUUUUGGAGAAUUCACUGGUUUUGUUGACAUGGUUGUUCGCCAUGUUCCAUCUCCUGCUGCUGCUGCUGAAACGAAGGUAGAUCAUAUUUACACUGGGCCAAAAGAUUCAGAAAUAAGUGACUCGAUGAUCUACUGUGAUUCUGACGGCAUUUUGAUGGUGCAUACAAGCAAGCUGUAUGCUACUGAAGAUGGCAUACAGUUCCAUGCAUUUGGUCGUGUUAUGAGUGGAACUCUGCAUGCAGGCCAGCAAGUAAAGGUCCUUGGUGAAGGGUAUACGAUUGAUGAUGAGGAAGAUUCAAGAGUCAGUCUUGUUGGCAGACUGUGGAUCAAUGAAGCAAGGUAUAAAGUAGAGGUCAAUCGUGUGCCAGCUGGGAACUGGGUUCUAAUCGAAGGAAUUGAUGAGCUCAUUGUAAAAACGGCUACAAUUACAAGCAUGAAAGGAUCUGAAGAUGUUCACAUAUUUAGGCCAUUAAAGUUUAACACAACCUCUGUGAUCAAAGUCGCUGUUGAGCCUGUCAACCCGUCAGAGCUUCCAAAAAUGUUGGAUGGACUGAGAAAAAUCAACAAAAGUUAUCCUUUGAUAACAACAAAGGUGGAAGAGUCUGGUGAGCAUAUUAUUCUUGGUACAGGAGAACUUUAUAUGGAUUGUGUAAUGCAUGAUCUGCGUAAAAUGUAUUCUGAUAUUGAUAUCAAGGUAGCUGAUCCAGUAGUCACAUUCUGUGAAACUGUUGUUGAAACAUCAUCCUUGAAGUGUUUUGCUGAGACGCCAAAUAAGAAGAACAAGUUAACCAUGAUUUCAGAACCGUUAGAGAAAGGUCUUGCAGAAGACAUUGAAGCUGGCAAAGUCCAAAUUUCAUGGGACAAAAAGCGUCUUGGAGAGUUCUUCCAAACAAAGUAUGACUGGGACUUGUUAGCUGCCAGAUCAAUUUGGGCUUUUGGCCCUGAUGCAGCUGGCCCAAACAUACUUGUAGAUGACACACUACCAAGUGAAGUUGACAAGAAUCUGCUUAAUUCUGUGCGGGACUACAUUGUACAGGGGUUCCAGUGGGGCACGAGAGAAGGGCCUCUUUGUGAUGAGCCAAUAAGAAAUGUCAAGUUCAAGAUCCUUGAUGCUGGAAUCGCAAUGGAGCCAAUUCACAGAGCAGGUGGCCAGAUCAUUCCAACAUCAAGAAGAGUAGCAUACUCUGCAUUUCUACUGGCAACACCUCGACUGAUGGAGCCAUACUACUAUGUAGAAGUGCAAGCACCAGCAGAUUGUGUGUCAUCAGUUUACACUGUGCUGGCAAAGCGAAGAGGUCAUGUCACUCAAGAUGCGCCCAUUCCUGGCUCUCCAUUGUAUACCAUAAAGGCGUUUAUUCCAGCUAUUGAUUCAUUUGGUUUUGAAACAGAUCUUCGUACACACACGCAAGGCCAGGCCUUUUGCCUGUCAGUCUUCCAUCAUUGGCAGAUUGUACCCGGAGAUCCACUGGAUAAAAGCAUUAUUAUACGUCCACUUGAUAUCCAACCAGCCACACAUCUUGCAAGAGAGUUCAUGAUUAAAACACGAAGAAGAAAGGGCCUAAGUGAAGAUGUAAAUAUUGACAAGUUCUUUGAUGAUCCUAUGUUGUUGGAGCUUGCAAGACAAGAUGUCAUUCUUAGUUAUCCCAUGUGAAGAAGUACUUUUUAUAAAGAAUUAACGUCAUCAAAAGGCAUGGAAAAGCUGCAAGCUUUUUGUGCAAGUUUCAUGUAUUUCAUCCAAGAUAAAGAUCUAUUCAACAAGGCCAGUGUCAAACUAUUCGAUACGUCAUCAGCUGGUGAAUUGGACAGUUUUUUUAAUGGAAUCAGAACGUUUAUUAACGUUGCAGUGGGGUUUAGUGUCAUAUUUCUGAAGAUAUAUCGAUGAAGUAGCUGUUUUAAAACAAUAUAGAUGGACAUCAAGUUAUUGUAUUUAUUUGAUGUAAAAUUACCUCCCCAUUUUGAAAGAGAUCUUUACACUUGACGUGCAAAAAUGAAAUAGCUAUCAACAAGCUUUACUAGCAAAUUAUAGUUCUUAUUAAUCGAGUCCAUUGGUUGAACAUCAAAAUCGUUGUUGCUAGAGAAAUAAGUUUGCUUUCAAUUUGUGUACUUUACAUCAUCAACCUAGCUUGGCUCUUGUCCUUCAUUUCCUGGUUCAAUGAUUUAAGUAUUGGGAGUGAUUCCAUUUAACUUGAAUUAACGUUGAAGAAAUAUCUGGUUUCUAUAAUAUAAUUCGUUAUCUUGA